Molecule: messenger RNA, 2544 nt
Organism: Penicillium argentinense
Lineage: Eukaryota; Fungi; Ascomycota; Eurotiomycetes; Eurotiales; Aspergillaceae
Exons: 5
Coding region: 1-2544 (847 amino acids)
Biological process (GO): DNA-templated transcription; positive regulation of transcription by RNA polymerase II
Molecular function (GO): DNA-binding transcription factor activity, RNA polymerase II-specific; sequence-specific DNA binding; zinc ion binding
Source: RefSeq, a predicted model, not a curated record
AUGUCGACUGUGCCAAGGGCACCUGGUGGACCGAUUGACCUUGCCAUCUUGCUGCGGGCUUUGGCGUCAUCGGUCUUUGAAGAGCGAGUCAUGACCCAAAGCGCGCAUCCCUCCGCAGGCCAGCCGUCGCCCGAGUCGCCCUCGUUUGAGCCGCCCGACGGUCGCAUCGCGCACACUUUGACUGCCUGCACCAGGUGUCGACAACGUAAGUCCCGAUGUGAUCCUGGCAUCCCACGAUGUGCCCCCUGCGAACGAAGCAACGCCAGAUGUGUCUAUUACGAUUCCACGAGAGACACCACCAUCCCACGAACAUAUAUUGUCUCGCUACGUGAGAAGGCCCGCGCCCUGGAGAAGGAGCUCGCCAAGGCCGAAAAAGAUAUUCAGCACGCCGCCGACGCGGAGCUGAUGGUGCGGGGCGCUGGGCGCAUCCGCUUCAAGGACAACGAUGAGCCACGGUAUCUGGGUGCCUCGAGUGGCAUCGCGAUUACCCGGCUAGUCAUGGAGCUGGCUAAGCAAAAUACCGAUUCCAAGAGCAUCAAAGAUGUGGUGCCCGAAUUGACUGCCCAUGAAAUCAAGGCGGCUUUCGCGCAGGAAGAUUCGAAGCCGACCUCCAAAGUCUACCCGAUGAUCAGCUCAAUUCCGCAAGCCAACCUGCCUCCGCAAAACUUGACCUACAAAUUGAUCGAUCUUUUCGUUGCCAAAGCACAAGCACUCCUCCCAACAUUACAUGAGCCGAGCUUUCGACAAGACGUGGAGGAAGUCUUCAACGGUUCCACCGACCCCUGCCAGAACUUUCAGCUUCGAAUGGUUAUUGCCAUUAGCAUGCAAAAAUUGAGCCCGGACUACGCCGGCCUGGCCGACAGCUACUAUCUAGCAGCCCUGCCAUAUCUGGAGCCCACCCUGAAACAGAUGGACCUGAGGGCACUACAAUGUUUGGUCUUGAUUGCUCAAUACUCCAUGCUCACACCCACACGUACAGCGGCAUAUUGGGUGGUCGGAACGGCUGUGAAGCUGUGCCAGGAGCUAGGACUGACCGAAGAGGCCACCAUCACCAAGUCUUCCUGCGGCCAGCCCUUGAAUACAUUGGAGGUUGACAUGCGCCGGCGACUCUUUUGGAUUGUCAUAUCCAUGGAAUUCGGACUCUCUCAUAGUCUCGGCCGGUCGAGUUGCUAUAGUGUCACUCACGAUAACCUCGAUGUCAAGUUCUUUGAAUUGGUAGAUGAUCGUUACAUCACCGCCGAAGGGAUUGUCCCAGGAGCAAAGCCAAUCAUUCCCAAGUGUCUUGCAGUUCACUUUUUCAAGAUGCGUCUUCUGCAGUUGGAAGGGCGGCGGCAACUCUAUUUGAACCGAAAGGAGACGCCCGUCGACGAUCAAGAUCCAUGGUUUGCUCAGAUGAAUGCGAAGAUCGAUCGAUGGAUGGCAACUUGUCCCAAGCAUGAUGACGGGAGCGGCUUGAAUGUGAAAUGGUUUCAAGGACGACGAAACACGAUAGUGAUUCUAAUGUACCGGCCGUCCCCUCAAAUACCCGAACCCUCGACCAACGCAGCCAAGAUUUGUUACGACGCGGCCACAUUCAAUAUUGCUAUGCAUCGAGAACAGAUGAUCACCAGCUCCGUCGAUUUGACCUGGAUAUUCACCCAAUCGCUUUUCAUGGUUCUCAACACUGUUCUAUGGACACUCUCGUAUCCUGAAAUUCGAAAGGAACACCCCGUCGACGAAGUACAGGGCUAUCUGGACAUGGCCUUAGAAGUAAUUGUCUUUGCCGCCGAAAGGUGGCCGGGUGUUCAGUCUGCUUUGCUCCUUUACAAACGCCUCGUGGCUGCCUGUCUGAAGGCAUACGACACGGAGGAGUCGUUCGUCGUGCAUUCUCCCUCAAACCAUCCCACGCCAACCUCUUCUCAAGGGGUCAUGACCCCUCCUGCCAUGUCCAGCCCUUCGAGUACUACAACUGCGUCUUUCUACUCUCACCAGAACUAUCGCCCUGGAAACCCUUCUAUUGGCGACGCUUCCUCAACCGGCACCUUGUCAAGAGGCCACUCCGCCGACCCUUCAAUAUCAUUCCAGGAGCCAACACCCCCAGCCUUUACCGCCGACCCAUUAAAGACGACGGGGAUGUCACAUGCAUUCGGCAUGCAGCCCCCAUCGACUACGACCCCCGGGACCAACGACAGCCAAUAUACAACCCAGGCUUACUGUGCACCAGCUGCUCUCUAUCCGGACGUGUCCAUCGACCCUAAUACCCCUUACAACGCAAUUCCAUCGGUGGUUCCGGGACUUCAAGGCUGGGAUCCCAACUUUUCCCUGGCCUCCACGACCGCUGGGCACCUGGCGUACAUAGACGCCAGCGUCGAUCCCAUGCAAUGGACGUCCUCCAUCGGGGACCAAUAUUCCCAAUACUUUAACGAGCCAUUCCCAGUACCACCAUGGCGGGAGCGGACAUUGAGUCAGCAGGAGCAAAUUGAGCUGAUGGCAUCACUGGAACACGACAUCCCCGACGUAUCUGCUCAGUUGGUACGCGAGUCCAAUGCGUUCUACCAGUCAUGA